Thermothielavioides terrestris NRRL 8126 is the source of this 1163-nucleotide messenger RNA. RefSeq lists its product as uncharacterized. The transcript has a single exon. NCBI's taxonomy places the organism in Eukaryota, Fungi, Ascomycota, Sordariomycetes, Sordariales, Chaetomiaceae. Bases 449 to 1048 code for a protein of 199 amino acids. Gene Ontology annotation, cellular component: mitochondrion; mitochondrial inner membrane. Gene Ontology annotation, biological process: ubiquinone biosynthetic process. The record is from RefSeq and is a predicted model, not a curated record.
CGAUUCUCGGCCGACGCCAACCACCUUACUCUCCAGGCGGACAGCAGGAUGCCUGCGAGGUGUUUCCGGCCCAAUUCGCCAUGGAGGUCACCGUCAGACGCACGGCGGCUCUCGUAGCCCGCCCCGGCGGGCUCCGGCCUGCUGCUGCAGCAGCCCUCGCAGCAGCUUCCGCCUCGCGCCAGUUCUCGCUGUCGAGCCUCACCCGUCCGCCGCCCAACUACCCGGGGCACGUCCCUCUCACCUGUAUCGAGAAGGCCGCGCUGGCCAUCGGCUCCGGACUGAUGUCCCUCCGUGACCCCCGACGAGGAGGCACGCUUGCCUGCCCCUCUCACGUAUCUGUUGCCCCCUCCUCUCCGGCCCUACUAACCUCCCGGAGAGCGCAGACCUCAUCGCCGCCUUCGCCGAAGCGACCGCCACGCCCUACUUCAUCUACCGCCUGCGCGACGCGAUGCUGGCCUCGCCGACGGGCCGACGCAUCCUGCGCGACCGGCCGCGCAUCACGUCGACGUCGCUGAACCUGCCGCGCCUGCGCGCGCUGCCGGCCGGCACGGUCGGGCGCACGUACGUGGCCUGGCUCGACCGCGAGGGCGUGUCGCCCGACACGCGCGCGGCCGUGCGCUACAUCGACGACGAGGAGUGCGCCUACGUCAUGCAGCGCUACCGCGAGUGCCACGACUUCUACCACGCCCUGACCGGCCUGCCCAUCGUGCGCGAGGGCGAGGUCGCCCUCAAGGCCUUCGAGUUCGCCAACACCCUGCUGCCCAUGACCGGGCUCAGCGUGUUCGCCGCCGCGACGCUGAAGAGGAGCGAGCGCCGCCGCUUCGCCGCCAUCUACCUCCCCUGGGCGCUGAGGAACGGGCUGCGCGCGAAGGAGUUGAUCAAUGUGUACUGGGAGGAGCAGCUCGAGAGGGACGUGGAUGAGUUGAGGAGGGAGCUCGGGGUCGAGCCGCCGCCGGAUUUGCGGGAGAUACGCCGGCAGGAGAGGGAAGAACGGCGGCGGAGGAAGAGGGAGGAGGAGACGAAGGCUGCGAGGGGGACACAGGCCUAGUUGACCGAGUCUGGCGAUGGCAACAAAACCGCGGCUUGAUGGGCGCGUGUAGAAUUAGAGAGAAAAAAAAACAACCGUACGAUACUGUAGGAACCAGCAAAGUGACUUCGCAGCC